This is a messenger RNA of Anisakis simplex (herring worm), 381 nucleotides long. Lineage: Eukaryota; Metazoa; Nematoda; Chromadorea; Rhabditida; Anisakidae. The record is from the annotation of a GenBank genome assembly.
AUGAAUAUUCAGGGUUGGAGCCUUUAUAAGGGUCACUGGUAUCGCUUGUUUUACGAAAAGCUACAAUGGCCAGAUGCCGAGCAAUACUGCGUCGAAUACGGCGGACAUCUUGUCAGUAUUCUAAGUGAGGAGGAGAAUCAAUAUGUCGACAAACUUAGUAAAGCAAACACGAUCUGGAUUGGCCUGAACAAGCGAAACUCGCCAAUAAAUGUGUACAAAUGGAGUGACCACUCACCAGUCCACUACCUCAACUGGUACUCAACCCAACCCAACGAACCACUGGCGCAUUGCGUCAUGAUGCAGACACAUUCCUCAUGGUUUGACCAGUCCUGCGAGGGCAAAGAACCCCUAAAUUUUGUCUGUAAACUCAAAGUUCCCUAA